GUUUGAGCCUUUUCACAGCCAUUCUCGUUCAGACAAGUGGGACAAUGGGAUUCUGAGACUUUAAUUGACUUGUUAAUUCAUUGUAUGUGAAAGGAGUUUUAUUAAGAGUUGUUGCAGCUUAGUGUACGGUGACGGUGCGUUUUCUCAGGCGUGCGAGUGCCCACUGUUCAUUUUCGUUAGGACCGGAUCACUUCUUGUUCUGCUGGAAUUACUUUCCAUGGGCAUGAAACUAAACUUGUUUCCAUCUUCGAGUUUUCAGCCCAGAUGUAUUUAUUUUUAUCGUGCCGCGAUACGGUAUCUUUUAUGCCAUUACUCAUUCGACUUGCAUUUCAGCUUAUGAGCCCUGACUGAACAUCAGAGUUGCUAUCAUUGCCGCAGUAGAGCUGUGAAAAAUGGCACCCGGUUCUUCAAAUGUUAGCCAGAAUCUCUUUCACUUGCGGCGGAUCCCUCCUAAUAAAUGCCGUUCGGAUCCAUCAAGAGGAGUCGAAGCUACUUUGAUAUUACUCGAUGCAUUUACGAAAUUUGGAAGAAAUCCGGAGAAAUGCGAUGUAGUUCUAACAUCCUCCGUUUUCAGCUCGUCGAACAUGAUUUCAAGAGAUCAUGCUGAUAUAAUCGGCGUGAAGGGUGCCAGUGGGAGGAUUGAGAAAUAUCAUAUCAAUGAUCGCUCACUCAACGGAACAUAUAUCAACGACCAGAGAGUGAACAGUACGAUGCAAAUAAUGGAGGGCGAUGUAAUAAAGUUUGGUCACAUGAAUGGAGCAGCAGUGCGACCGGGACAAACCGCACCGCAGGCCAAUGCUGAGUUUGCAUUUAUGGUGGAGAGAGCAAAUCCGAGCUACGACUACAUCGGGUUCGUAGACGGUCGACGUGUACGCCCUGUGACUUGCUCGGGAGAUACAGAAUACUGUACCGAAAUAGAAGGAAGAACUAUUGAUCACGGUGAAGUUGCUCGUCCUACCGUCAUGCAGUCCGUAAAGCCUCCUCAUAAUCAGAAUAUAUCACAACAUAUAAACGCUCCUUGCACUACGGCAAGCGUCUCCACUGCUGGAACCAACCCCAUGGCAGGUCUGGUUUGGCCAGGUGCUCUUGGAUACAACCAGUCACUGCCUGGCUUUCCAUAUAGCGGAUUCCCCGUAAAUCCUGCCUAUCUACAGCAUCCACAGUGGGCACAACAACUACAAAUGCUAUCGCAACAGGCCGUACAUUCCCAACAGCAGUCUGGAUUUCGAGUACCUGAUGUCUUCGGAGCAACAGCGUGCAUGGGACCAUCGAAUGGUCCUCCCUCUACUUCUGCCUCCCUCUUUCCACUCACUCAACGAGGCUUCGCUCUCCAGAAUAAUGCCUUGGUGAAUUCGCUGCUAACGCCUGCCGCGCCAUCUGCGUCUAAUCAACAGCAGGGACAAAUUCAUCAUCAGCAGCAAUUACCGCAACAGAUACAACAACAACAGCAUCAUCCUAUGCCAACCGAUGAGAAGAACAUCCCAGCUAAUGUAAUAGGAAAAGAUGCUAGGUUGCCUUCUGGCUGCCCGGAGCCGGUUUCAGCAGCUACGUCUACGACAGCCCAUGUGCCUGAUCCGCCACCUGUUGCAAAGAUUCCUGUAGCUUCUCCCCCAAUGGAGUGUGACAGCUCGGUUCCCAGUCCACCAAAAACAUCAGUUGCAUCAACUUCCAACGCCUCUUCCGCCCAACCUGUCUCUCGCUCCAACGUCUCCCCGUUGAGGAAGGAAGAAGAUGUGCGAUCAGAGCGCAGCUUCGCAGACUCACCGCAGCCACCUCGAGCGCCAGCUCCAGCUCCUUGGGAUAGCACUCCAUCCCCCAGGCCGAGAGAUUACUCACCAGAUCGGGAGAGUACGGCUACACGAGAUACUGAAAAAGAUAGGGAUUAUGAAAAGGAUAAAGAUCAAAAGGAUGUUGAAAAGGAGAAGGAUGGGAAGGAGAGGGAGAAGGAGAAGGAAAAAGAGAAAGAAAAGGAGAAAGAGCAAAGUAAAAAGAAAGCCGCAAAAGAAGCUCGUGCUUCCGCUACCAGUCAUUCGCGUCCUAGAACGAAGGCAAAUGAGAUCGCUCGUCUUCUGGAUGACUUAUGCGAGGGCUCUUGGGUUAACACUGUGCGACGCGUUUCUUCAACUUCGAGGAGACCAACUGAUGAAAUCAUCAUUGAAAGAAAUAGCAAGAAAGAAAAGAAAAAGAUGGAAAAAUUAAAGAAGAAAGAGCGAUCAAGAGACCAACGAGCAUCAUUCGCUUCGUCUUCGUCCGUUUCAUCAGCGACGCCGGCAUCUUCAAAGCCCGGCCGAAGGCGACUCAAGCAGUUGAGCGAUGACUCUAGCAGCUCCGCGUCUUCUAGCGAGUCGGAACAGUCACCUCUGACAUCGCGAAAAGCCGUUGAAAAGAAGAGGACCGAACCGAAGAAGAAAGCAGCAGGGAAAUCUGCAUCAGAUAUGUCAUCUAGCCGCUCAUCUGACUCUGAUUAUGAUUCGGAUGAUCGUGUUGCAACCAAGAAAGGGCAUAAACGACGUUACUCGUCUAACGAGAAGCUUACCGAAAAGAGGAAGUCGGCUUCAUCGAACACGUCUGUGAAGAAGAAAGGAAGGCCUGCGAAGAAAAAGCAAGAAGUGGUCACUGAUGAAGACGAGUCAGUAACACAGCAUGAUCCACAAACAACGUGUGCCUUGAAUGGUGAAUGUACAAAGCCGCAGAGCGAACAAGUUGGAUGGAUUUUCUGCGACGACUGUCAGAAUUGGUUCCAUAAUAUCUGUAUUCUUGGACGUGAGGAAGCCCCUGAUGACGAAUUUUUCUACUGUGGCUGUAAGGCGAAGAAAAAACCGAAGAAACGAUGAGGAAAACGCUAAUUGCUUUCAAUGUAUGAUUUGAAUUAUCUUCAUGGAAGCCGAAUGUCCAAAAUGGAAGCAUGGCUUCGGCUGCGUUUUGAGGUUAUGUGGUCUGAUAUCAUGAUCUUAUCGCUUCACAUCAAGCUUGUUACCUGAAUUUGCUGAUUCACUACUUGACCUCUUUGUAUAUUAGUUUAGCCCAGUUGUUAAUCCUGUGGAGGCACAUAUUUUGCCUCUGAAUCGCGGGUACUGCGUCGUUCAUUUAGCGAACCAAAAUCCUGAUCAUUGUCAGGUCUAGCAGCUUGAUCGUAGAUUGUCCCUCAUUAUUCUAACAUCUUCAUUCCACCUCAGUACGCCUCCAUUCAUUAUGUUCGCUUCAAUCUUUGCAUUUUUUAUGUAAUUUUUUCCAUCCCUGUUACCUUUUAUAUCAUCAACUCCUCAUCCAUCCUUGAUUUUUGUGCAUUAGUUAUGUGAAACUUUUUUGACAACUAAUAACGCGUGUUAAACAUAUGAGAUUUCCAAUUAUGAUUUUCUAUUCUACAGAGUGGGUGUCAAAUACCAAAACAGAUAAAGUAUUGCAUUUUAA
This is a messenger RNA of Cylicocyclus nassatus, 3411 nucleotides long. The record is from the annotation of a GenBank genome assembly. NCBI's taxonomy places the organism in Eukaryota, Metazoa, Nematoda, Chromadorea, Rhabditida, Strongylidae.